AACAGAGACGGUGUCUUUAAACUCUUCAGUGGUUAAGAGCCGACGGGAGCUUAGCCGAAGCGGACGACGAAGGCUCGCACGCUCACUCUUUCGCUCGCACGCGCUUUUUUAUUCAUUUCUUCUUCCCCGAAGACUCCUCAGCUUCUCAUUCGCAGGGAUCUCUGAGAUCAGAAGGUCUCGUUUGCGGUGAAGAAUGGCGAUGCUCUAGGGAUUUGAUAGCUCGUUUGAUUUUGUUGUGCAAGGAAAGGAAGAAGAAAAUGAUUAACAAAACGCUCCUUUUGACUUACCUGUACCUGCUAAUCUACAUUUUGCUUUCGUCCGGAGUCAUUUUGUACAACAAGUGGGUUCUGUCUCCGAAAUACUUCAACUUCCCGUUUCCUAUAACGCUUACAAUGAUCCACAUGGGGUUUUCCGGAGCCGUUGCGUUUUUGCUUGUUCGUGUUUUCAAGGUUGUAUCUCCUGUCAAAAUGACAUUUGAAAUAUAUGCAACGUGUGUGAUACCAAUAAGUGCCUUCUUUGCAUCAAGUCUUUGGUUUGGUAACACUGCUUACUUGCACAUUUCUGUGGCCUUCAUCCAGAUGCUCAAAGCCUUAAUGCCUGUGGCAACAUUCAUGAUGGCUGUUAUGUGUGGCACUGACAAGCCAAGGUGUGACGUAUUCUUGAACAUGUUGCUGGUCAGUGUUGGAGUUGUCAUUUCCUCAUAUGGGGAGAUUCAUUUUAAUGUAGUUGGUACAGCUUACCAGGUUACAGGCAUCUUUGCAGAAGCUCUUAGGCUUGUCUUAACACAAGUCCUUCUUCAAAAGAAGGGCUUGACUUUAAAUCCCGUCACCAGCUUAUACUACAUAGCUCCAUGCAGUUUUAUGUUUUUGUUUGUGCCUUGGUACUUACUGGAGAAGCCUGGGAUGCAAGUUUCACAGAAUCAGUUUAACUUCUGGAUCUUUUUCUCCAAUGCUCUUUGUGCUUUGGCCCUGAACUUCUCCAUUUUCUUAGUAAUUGGCAGAACAGGAGCAGUUACCAUUCGGGUAGCUGGUGUUCUGAAAGACUGGAUAUUGAUAGCCCUUUCAACUGUCAUAUUUCCAGAGUCCACAAUAACAGGGCUGAAUAUAAUUGGCUAUGCAAUUGCGCUAUGCGGUGUUGUCAUGUACAAUUACAUAAAGGUCAAGGAUGUUCGAGCAUCUCAACAAUCUGCUGAAGGUCUUCCUGAAAGAAUGACAAAGGAUUGGAAGCUGGAGAAGAAGUCAUCUGACAUAUUUGUGCCUAAUAAUAAUGGUGAUAGCAGCAGGGGAAGCGGUGGGGGUAAUGGUGCUGCCUCCGAUUUGAAUGUUGAUGUAGAAGCACCUCUGCUUUCAACAUCAAGAUUAUCUCAUAUCGGGCGUACACAACUCGUGCGCGAUUCGUGACACAGCCUAAAUGUAGGUGGAUGUUAGAGAAACAAGUAGAUGAGGCCAGUUCAAGUACACCCUACUCCAUUCUUUCCAGUCAAUAGAUUUACGCAUUGAGAGUAAAGGCAAUUCAUUUGUAGCAUUUGUAUUGUUUGUUGAUUUGCCAAUCUUUGAGUUCGGUAAGGACGAAUUGACCAUAAUAUAAUCAAGGCUCUUUGAUUUGGAUAACAAGUUUUUGUAUCUCCCCUUAAAACC
This is a messenger RNA of Corylus avellana, 1637 nucleotides long. Its product is annotated as Nucleotide-sugar transporter family protein. The record is from RefSeq and is a predicted model, not a curated record. Lineage: Eukaryota; Viridiplantae; Streptophyta; Magnoliopsida; Fagales; Betulaceae.